GUUGCGGCGUUGCAUUUAGCCAUUUACCACCGGUUAAAUUAGCCACUGCGAGCUCUCGAACACGGUUGAUCCUGAGGGGUGCAGAGUUGCUUCGAGGCAUUUCCACCGUGGGAUCAGUCAACAAUCGUCAUAAGACUUUUCUCACUGACUAUGGCAGCUAAGAAAUCAAGGACUUGCCGGACUAGAGUGGUGCCCAGCCGGAGCUAUGACCACCGGCCGUCAAGUUCUAUGGCGGGUAGGAGACCCUCGCACUUCUUCAAGGUCAUACUCCCAUCUACCAUUCGCGACAGGAAACUGAGGAUCCCUGUAAAGUUUGUAAUGGAAUUUGGGGAUGAAUUGUCUGCUGUGGCUACGCUCACCGAUCACUAUGGUAAUUUUUGGCAAGUGGGAUUGGAGAAAGCCAACAACGGGAUUUGGUUUGAUGAUGGUUGGCAGGAUUUUAUGGAAUACCAUUCUAUUCAUUAUGGCUACUUUGUAGUCUUCAGAUAUGAAGGAAAUUCAAAAUUCCAUGUUCUUGUAUUUGAUAAUACUGCAACUGAAAUUCCAUCUACAUGGAGCAAGGAUGGUGAAUUGGAAGAUCUGGUGGAUGUAAUGGAAUCAGAUGAUGCAAAAAAAUCAAGGCAUGACAAGUUGAAACAAGAAAAUGAAAUGUCUGACCCAGAUAAGCUGUCUGCAAAACAUGAAGUAGAUAGAGGAAGAUACAGUAGGGAAAGAUUUUCUGGCACAUCUUCAAAAGGAAGAGUCUUGAUGCCCACAAGAAGAGAGAGAGCGAUCGAAGCAGCGAGAAUGUUGAAGCUUGAAAGUCCUUCAUUCAUGGCCUUUGCGGGGAAAGAGAAUAUAGGUGGAAUUUGUUCUUUGUAUGUGCCUAGUGGAUUUGCUAAAAAGUAUCUUAUUGGGCAUGAGUCUGUCGAACUCCAGACUUCUGAUGGAAAACAUUGGCAUGCCUGGUGCCGUAACAAGUGCUCAUCACCUAAUGCAAGGACUUUAGGGUGGGCUCAGUUUUGCAGAGACAAUAAUUUAGAAGGAGGAGAUGUGUGUGUCUUUGAGCUGAUCAAGAGGAACCCUGUUGUGCUUAACGUCUCAAUAUUUCACCUGGCUGACUAUGCUGUGAAGCAACAUGUCCAUCUGCUAGCUGGAGAUGCUUUAAAUGGGUACUGUUGCAUCAUGCAUGCCUAUAGAACAGAGGGUAACUUGCAUGAGAGUGGCUCUAAAAGCUUGUCUACCCAUCUUGCCUGCACCAUAUCAGUGACAUCACCUGAAAAUAAUCUGUUCACUGUCUCUAUUGACCACUUUCACGGGAACAGAUCAAGGACUCGCCGGACUCCAGUGGUGCCCAACCGGAGCUAUGAUCGCCGGCCAUCUAGUUCUAUGGGUGGAAGGAAACCCACGCACUUCUUCAAGAUCAUACUCCCCUCUACCGUUCACGACAAGAAAUUGAGAAUCCCUGAAAAGUUUGUAAUGGAAUUUGGGGAUGAACUGUCUGCUGUUGCUACACUCACUGUUCCCAAUGGUCAUUUUUGGCAAGUGGGGUUGGAGAAAGGCAACAACGAGAUUUGGUUUGAUGAUGGUUGGAAGGAGUUUAUGGAAUACCAUUCAAUUUAUUAUGGCUACCUUUUAGUCUUCAGAUAUGAAGGAAAUUCAAAAUUCCAUGUUCUUGUACUCGAUACUACUGCAACUGAGAUUGAGUAUCCAUUGAGCAAGGAUUGUAACAUGGAAGAUGAGGCGGACACAAUGGAAUUAAAUGAUGCAACAGAAUCAAGGCAUGACAAGGUGAACGAAAAUGAAAUAUCCAACUCAGAUAAGCUGUCUGCAAAACCUGAAGUGGAUAGAGAAAGAUAUGUUGGUGAAAGAUUUUGUGGCACAUCCAGCCGAGAGAGAGCAAUCCAAGCAGCAAAAAUGUUGAAGCCUGCAAGUCCUUCGUUCAUGAGAAUCUUGCGGCCCUAUCAGAUAGUGCAAUCUAUUUUGUAUGUGCCUGUUGGAUUUGCUAUCGAGCAUCUUACUGGGGGUGAUCAGUUUGUCAAGCUUCAGACUACUGACGGAAAACAAUGGGAUUCCUGGUGCUAUGGCCAUACAGUUUCAAGUAAAGCAAAGAAUAUAGGGUGGACUCAGUUUUGCAGGGACAAUGAUUUAGAAGCAGGAGAUGUGUGUGUCUUUGAGCUGAUCAAGAUGAACCCUGUUGUGCUUAACGUCUCAAUAUUUCGCCUGGCUGACUAUUGACUAAGCAGUGAACUAAAUAUGUCUGACUUACAAGAUAACUUGUCUAAACUCAGGAUCUGGUGAUAUU
This is a messenger RNA of Corylus avellana, 2284 nucleotides long. The record is from RefSeq and is a predicted model, not a curated record. NCBI's taxonomy places the organism in Eukaryota, Viridiplantae, Streptophyta, Magnoliopsida, Fagales, Betulaceae.